AUGGAGAGAGAUAAAAUCUUGGCAGCGGCCGGCGGCCAGGAGCCUGACCACAGCCACGGCUGUAACCACGGCAGCUGUUACCCGGCAACGGGGGACCUGCUGGUGGGACGAGAGAAGAACCUGAAGGCCUCGUCCACGUGCGGCAUGAGGAGGAAGGAGCCCUACUGCAUCGUCAGUCACCUGCAGGACGAGAAGAAGUGUUUCGACUGUGACUCCAGGCGGCCUUACGACCCCGUCUACAACACCAUCAAUCACCGCAUGGAGAACGUGAUCACCACCUUCAAACCUCACCGCAAGAAGUCGUGGUGGCAGUCGGAGAACGGGAAGUCAAAUGUGUAUCUCCAGCUGGACCUGGAGGCAGAGUUUCACUUCACUCACCUCAUUAUGACAUUCAAGACAUUCCGUCCGGCAGCCAUGUUGAUCGAGCGGUCGGCCGACUUCGGGCGCAACUGGCAGAUCUACCGCUACUUUUCCCACGACUGCGCCGCCAACUUUCCCGGCGUAUCCCAGGGUCCUUUGCACAGCAUCAACGACGUCAUCUGUGAGACGCGUUACUCCGACAUCGAGCCGUCCACGGAGGGAGAGGUCAUCUACAGAGUGUUGGAGCCGGCGAUCAGGAUUGAGGAUCCAUACAGUCCUAACAUCCAGAACCAGUUGAAAAUCACCAACUUGAGGGUGAACUUCACCAAGCUCCACACCCUGGGAGACAACCUGCUCGACCCCAGACCUGAAAUCAAAGAGAAGUACUACUACGCCAUCUACGAGCUGGUGGUGCGUGGAAACUGCUUCUGCUACGGCCACGCCUCCGAGUGCGCCCCCAUCGACGGCAUCAAGGACGCCAUAGAAGGCAUGGUGCACGGCAGGUGCGUGUGCAAACACAACACCAAGGGUUUGAACUGUGAGCACUGUGAGGACUUCUUCAACGACAUGCCAUGGAGACCUGCUGAGGGCCGCAACACCAAUGCCUGCAAAAAGUGUAACUGCAAUAGCCACUCGUCAGCGUGCCACUUUGACACGGCGGUGUAUCUGGCCACUGGAAACGUCAGCGGAGGAGUUUGUGACGACUGCCAACACAACACUAUGGGGCGGAACUGCGAGACCUGCAAACCUUUUCACUACAAAGACCCCUUCAAAGACAUCCGCGACCCCCGAGUCUGCAUCGCUUGCGACUGCGACCCGGACGGCUCUGAGAACGGAGGAAUGUGCGACAGCCACACCCAGCCGUCGCUGGGCAUGGUGGCCGGUCAGUGUCGCUGCAAGGCCAACGUGGAAGGGCCGCGCUGUGACAAAUGUAGGACAGGGUACUUUGGACUGAGUGCCGACAACCCUCAGGGCUGCCAACCAUGCCGCUGCGACCACCGGGGCACGGUGGCGGGCAGCACCCAGUGCGACCCCGUCAGUGGCGACUGCUUCUGCAAGCGUCUCGUCACUGGACGCAGCUGUGACCAAUGUCUGCCAGAACACUGGGGACUGAGCCUGGACGUGAACGGCUGCAGAGGCUGCGAGUGCGACAUCGGAGCGGCUCUGGACGACCAAUGCUCCAUGGAUAGCGGGCAGUGUCGCUGCCGCAGUCACAUGACAGGACGCCAGUGCACAAAAGUGGAGUCGGGCUAUUUCUUCAUGUCUCUGGACCAGUUCAUGGUCCCUCCUCAGUCCGUGUGUCUGGAGACAAGCGUGACCUACACCAUCCGCUUGGACUUCAGACGCUAUCAGGACGCCAACAACGUCCUCAACGGAGCGGCCAACGCUGUCCUCCUGGCGGACUCAAUUGCCCUGAUGCCUCGCCACUCCUCCUUGGAGAUGUUCAACGCCGGGGAUCUGGCCUCCGACGCCAGGAAGCAAACGUACGAGCGGUACCGCUGUCACGAGGGGGCCAAGAGCGUGACCCGCCCCUCCAUGAGCGACACCUGCGCCAAGCUGAUUACCAGCAUGUCGGCUGUUAUCAACGACGGGGCUUUGCCCUGCAACUGCCACCCGCAGGGAUCCACCAGCUCCAUGUGCGACGUCCGCGGGGGUCAGUGUCACUGCAGACCCAACGUCAUCGGUCAGCGCUGCGAGCAGUGCGCCUACGGAACCUACGGCUUCGGACCCUCAGGCUGCUUUGCCUGCGGUUGCAGCCUGGAAGGUUCGGUCACCCACUGUGUGACAGUACACGGGCAGUGCCAGUGUCGCCCCGGAGCGUUCGGCCAGCAGUGUGACGGAUGCCAAGCGGGUGCACUGGGCUUCCCCAACUGCCGACCUUGCCAGUGCAACGGCCACGCCGACGAGUGCGACCAGAGAAGCGGCGCUUGCAUCAACUGCAGGGACAACACCGGUGGAGACCAAUGUGACAGGUGUGCCAACGGUUACUACGGUAACCCAAUUUUGGGAGUGGCGACCGGCGGCGGCUGGUGUCGCCCGUGCCCGUGUCCGGACGGCCCCAGCAGCGGGCGCCACUUUGCAGUUUCUUGUUACCAGGACAACCACAACCAGCAAAUUGUCUGCAACUGUAACCACGGAUACACAGGGAUGGUUAAACGCUCCAGGCUGACCCUUUGUAAGCGUGCACGCUGUGAGGAAUGUGCCCCUGGUUACUAUGGCAACCCCUCCCAGCCCGGGGGGCUGUGUCAGCCGUGCCAGUGCAACAACAACAUAGACAUGGCAGACGCGGGCGCCUGCGACAGACGCAGCGGGGAGUGCAGGAAAUGCCUCUACAACACCGAAGGACCCGACUGCGCCAUCUGCAGAAGCGGCUAUUUCGGGGACGCUUCCAGGCGCAACUGCAGGAAAUGCAUUUGUAAUUUCCUGGGUACGGACAGGAGCCAGUGUUUGGACCGUGAAGACUGCGUGUGCCAGCGGUCCACAGGUCAGUGCCAGUGUCUGCCCAACGUGAUGGGGCUGACCUGCGACCACUGCGCCCCCGGACACUGGAACCUGGCCAGCGCCAAAGGCUGUGACCAAUGUGGAUGUGACCCUCACAACUCGGUCACAACGCUGUGUAACGAGUUUAGUGGACAGUGUCAAUGCCGUGAUGGAUUCGGUGGGAAGACGUGCACGGACUGUCAGGAGAACUACUGGGGAGACCCCAGGACGCAGUGCAGAGCUUGUGACUGCGACUGGCGAGGCAUCGAGACGUCUCAGUGCAACCGCGUGACGGGUCACUGCGUCUGCCAGCAGGGCGUGUCGGGCGUGCGCUGUGACCAGUGUGCUCGCGGGUUCUCCGGCCUCUUCCCCGACUGCCAGCCCUGCCACCAGUGCUUCGGAGACUGGGACCGCAUCGUCCAGGACUUGGCGGUGCGUACACGAGCCCUGGCCGAGCGUGCCCAUGAGAUCCAGACCACCGGGCUGACUGGGGCCUAUGAGAAGGCUUUCAGGGAUCUGGAGGAGAAACUGGCCCAAGCUCGGGACAUCGUUAACUCGCGUAAUGCAACUGCCGCUGCCAUUACCACUCUGAUGGAGCUUAUUGAAGAGCUCAGAUCUCAGGUGGGCGACACCACUGACACGCUGAACCGCCUGGAAGGAGAUCUGACCGUCGUCCAGGACAGCAACUCCGAGGCCAGCAAGGAGCUGAGUUCUUUAGAGCGAGAAGCCAGAGAACUGAACCUGACUUCAGAGCAGUUGCAUCACCAGCUGGAUGUCCUCAAAAACUCUAAUUUUCUAGGCGCGUACGACAGCAUCCGCACUUCCUACAACACGUCUCGGCACGCGGAGCGGCGUGCCAACCAGUCCACGGUGACCAGGCCCAGCAUGGUCAGCCAGUCGGCGGACACCCGCCGUCGCACGGAACGCAUCAUUGCCGCCAAGAAGGACGACUUUAACCGCAAACAUGGCGGCAACAAGCGUUCGCUGGGAGAGCUCAAGGCCAAAGUCAACAGUCUGGACAUGCAGAAGAUCAACGAGAAGGUGUGCGGCGCUGCCGGUGACGCUCCCUGCGAGGAGAGCCCCUGCGGCGGCGCGGGUUGCCGCGACGACGAGGGAAACCGACACUGCGGAGGCCUGAACUGUAACGGUGCCGUGUCGUCGGCCGAUAACGCGGUGGAGAGAGCCAAACAUGCCGAGAAGCAGCUCAACAAAGCCAUGGGGGAAGUGGAGGGGCUCUUCACCAAGGUGGCGGAGGCCAAGACAAAAGCAGAGGAGGCCAAAGGUCAAGCUCAAGCCGCUCUGGACAAAGCUAAAGCCACCAAAAACAAAGUGGAGCGCUCCAACAAGGACCUGCGAGACCUCAUCAAGCAGAUCAGGGACUUCCUCAUGCAGGAAGGGGCGGACCCCGACCACAUUGAGGCCGUGGCAAACCGCGUGUUGGAGCUGUCCAUCCCCGCCUCCCCGCUCCAGAUCAAACACCUCGCCGACGAGAUCAAGGAGCGCGUCCGCAGCCUCUCCAACGUGGACGCCAUCCUGGCGCAGACGCAGGAGGACGUGCGCAAGGCGGAAAAGCUGCUGCUGGAUGCCAAGCGGGCAAGGCAUCAAGCUGAAGGCGUGAAGACCACCACAGAGACGGUGAAGCAGGCCUUGGUGGACGCCAAGACUGCUCAGACAUCUGCAGAGAAGGCCAUCGCCAGAGCCAGAGCUGAUAUUGAUGACACCGAGACCCGCCUGGCUCAGAUUGAGUCGGAGACGUCAAACGGCGAGCGGGAACUGAGCGAGGCCGUGGAGCGUCUGGGCACGCUGGGCCGAGAGAUCGGCGUGCUGAAGACCAAACGCGCCAACAACAGCAUGGCGGCAGCCCGGGCCGAAGAGACAGCCACCAUGGCCAGAGACAAGGCCAACGAAGCCAAGCAGAUCCUCGACGGGCAGCUGACAGAUAAGUACCAUGAGGUGAAGCAGCGGGUCAACACCAAGGCCAAAGCUGUACAAGAAGCCAAAACCAAGGCGGAGAUGCUGCGGGACGAAGCAAAGCAGCUACUGCAGGACGCCCAGAACAAGCUCAAGAGACUAGCAGAACUGGAGAAAAACUACGAGGAUAACCAGAGAAGGCUUGAAGGGAAAGCUCGUCAGCUGGAUGGCCUGGAAGACAAGAUGAAAGCCAUCCUCAAUGACAUCAACAAACAGAUCCAGAUCUAUAACACGUGCCAGUAGUUGUCCUUGUACUGUCACUGGUGGGAAAUACUGUACUGGGGACAACUGAACGUGUGCAAGUUGUAUUGCUGUUCAGUGGAAUUGUAUGGUUGUAAAUGUGUGUACUGUACUAUCAAAAAUGUGUGUAUAAUUUAAUUUACGGAUGUCAAUGUAUGUCCAAAUAUAUGUUCAAAAAUAAUGCAAAGAAACCAUUGUUACAUUAAUAUUAUUCCGUUAUUUAUGUUAGUUAUUAAGAGACAACGAAGAGACCAGGUUGAGUUUUGCUAACAAAGCUAUGCCAAAGAAGCGAAAUAAGCUAGAAAUAAAUAAAUCAAUAUUUUUCACCUCGCUGGAGUUGUCUACAAUAUGAAUGACUAUGAGUGCCGCAUUGAAAGGAAAAUAUAUUACUAGAAUAGUAUAAAGUUCAACAAUUACAAGAAUAAUGUAGUCAUUUUACAAGAUUUACAUUUUAUAUAUAAAUAUUUUCAAAAUACAUAGUUGUUCUAUUGACAUUAUUGCUUUAUAUUAGAGAUGUCCGAUAAUAUCGGCAGACCGAUAAAUGCGUUAAAAUGUAAUAUCGGAAAUUAUCGGUAUCGUUUUUUUUUAAUCAGUAUCGGUUUUUUUGUUGUUUUUUUUUGUUUUUUUUUAUUAAAUCCACAUAAAAAACACAAGAUACACUUACAAUUAGUGCACCAACCCAAAAAACCUCCCUCCCCCAUUUACACUCAUUCACACAAAAGGGUUGUUUCUUUCUGUUAUUAAUAUUCUGGUUCCGACAUUAUAUAUCAAUAUAUAUCAAUACAGUCUGCAAGAGAUACAGUCCGUAAGCACACAUGAUUGUGCGUGCUGCUGCUCCACUAAUAAUACUAACCUUUAACAGUUAAUUUUACAAAUUUUCAUUAAUAACUAGUUUCUAUCUAACUGUUUUUAUAUUGUUGUACUUUCUUUUUUAUUCAAGAAAAUGUUUUUAAUUUAUUUAUCUUAUUUUAUUUGAUUCAUUUUUUUAAAAAGUACCUUAUCUUCACCAUACCUGGUUGUCCAAAUUAGGCAUAAUAAUGUGUUAAUUCCACGACUGUAUGUAUCGGUAUCGUUUUUUUUAUUAUCGGUAUCGUUUUUUUUUUUGUUGUUUUUUUUUUUUGUUUUUUUUUAUGAAAU
This is a messenger RNA of Entelurus aequoreus (snake pipefish), 6189 nucleotides long. Its product is annotated as laminin subunit beta-2-like. Gene Ontology annotation, biological process: cell migration; basement membrane assembly; substrate adhesion-dependent cell spreading. Gene Ontology annotation, molecular function: extracellular matrix structural constituent. The record is from RefSeq and is a predicted model, not a curated record. Gene Ontology annotation, cellular component: laminin trimer. NCBI's taxonomy places the organism in Eukaryota, Metazoa, Chordata, Actinopteri, Syngnathiformes, Syngnathidae.